Messenger RNA from Porites lobata, 6865 nucleotides. NCBI's taxonomy places the organism in Eukaryota, Metazoa, Cnidaria, Anthozoa, Scleractinia, Poritidae. The record is from the annotation of a GenBank genome assembly.
AUGAUUCGCUUUUUCUGGUUUGCGUUCUUUUUUAUCGCUGUCGUUUUGGAGACAGCAAAUGGUUCCAAGCCUCCUAACAUAGUAGUGACUGUAAUUGAUGAUCUGGGUUGGAGUGAUGUGGGAUUUCAAGGAUCUGUUAUUCAUACUCCAAACAUCAACAGACUGGCAGCUGAAGGCGUCAUAUUGGACAACUACUACGUACAACCUCUAUGUACGCCAACCCGAAGUACCCUAAUGACUGGAAGGUACCCCAUACAUACAGGUGAUCCUGAGUAGAGCCGUAGAUUUGAUUUUGAAAAAGCUACAAUGCCAAAUUUAAGACUUGUCACGCUUUGAACACGCUGUGUGAAAAGACGUCUCAUCACAGGGAGCCCACACAAUCUGUUUGUGUAGCCGAUUGUUAUUUUAUAGUAAAUGUACUGUAUUUACCGUUCGCUUCACCUAUAGCGAUAUAUCGCUAACUAUGUAUAUAAAUCAACGAUAAAUAAACGUUGAAUUACCUUACCUGUGGUAUAUAGUCGUCCUUUUACCUCAAAAGCGGUUUUUUGAGCGAUUUUGAAUGAAUUUGAGUUCGCCGUUGACUGUUCCUUAACAUAACAAUCGGCUACACAAACAGAUUGUGUGGGUCCCCUGUGGUCUCAUAGGAGCCUGUUCACAUGCUGUCACGCAACGCAAGCAUACCGGUUUUUUUGCCUGCGCCACAAUGUGUACCCUUAGGAAAAUAAGUGCUUUUCCAGUCUACGCCUCAUGUUUUCAUGAAACUUUUUACGACAAAUGGUGUUAAGAUAAAAACCUUGGGCGAACUGAAAAUGGCUUAGAAAGCGAUUUUGUUUACCACUGGCUAAACUCCGCUUACGUAACUGGCCCUGCAGUGUUUCUAUGUCACUCACCUCUCAGUCUUCCAAGGCCCAGAUACCGCUGUCACAGUGAUUUAGGUUUUCCUCCCACUAGGUUUCCCCAUGCACCUUUCAUGGAACUGAAUUUUCCAUGUGAUUCAUGGUUAACUUCAAUCUACCGAAGGGUUCAAAUUGGCCCUUAAAGCGCGCGAGAACUAAGGGAGGAGAAUAGGGUGGAUGAAGGUUGGGCGAUAAAACGAGCGGUUCACUGCCUCAUACCAUUUUGCCCGGACACGCUCGUUUCAUCGCCCAACCUUUAUCCGCCUGUUAUCUCCUCCGUAGAGGCCUCUUUGUGUGGUAGAGAGGCUGGGGAGAAAAAAAUUAAAGAAAGCGCGCGGGGCACGAUGGCAAGGGAGAAAAAAGUAAUGCCCUUUACUCUCUUCCCAUUAAUUCUCGCGUGUUUACAACUCUUUUGUCUUUGCUAGUAAAAGCCUCUGAAGUGGGAAAUAACGUUACGCCAUGAUAACAUUAAACCACUUUUAAGUACAGUCGACUCCCGGUAACUCGAACCCUCUAUAACUCGAACCUCCCGCUAACUCGAAGCAAUUUUCAUUUCCCUUCAGAUCGUUUUCUAUAUAAUUUUACCCUCGAUAACUCGAACUGUUUUCUAUUUCCCUUGAAGGUUCGAGUUAUCGGGAUUCGACUGUAGUCUGUUCUAGGCGUUCUUUCCGUCGUCCCAUCGUUUUUAUUGGGAUACCCAGGGGGAGCCUCUGCGGAGGAGAGAGAUCCGCCCGCCCCCCCGGAGGAGAACGUAAGUGCUGCGGUUAUCUCUAUUUCUUUGCUUUCCAGGGCUGCAGCACUUUGUGAUUGAGCCUCCGGAGCCUUACGGUUUGCCUCUGAAUUUCAAAACUUUGCCAGAAACAUUACGAGACGCUGGUAAGAAACAGAUUAACUUUUUAAUGUGCAUUCUACCAAUUUGAGAACGGACAAAAACAUGUCCCCAAAUACAGGAUUUUGUGAAAUUCAAUCCAACAUUUAAUAUCAAAUAAUUUUGGCAAGAUUUAGCCUCAAAUGCCAAGCGAAAGACUUUUGUUUUACAGUUGAAAGAUUCUACAUUACCUCUCCCUGCUCAGCUGUGUCAAUGUCACUUCAGAGUUCAAUUAUUAAUUGUUUAACUUUUCGUAAAUUUCUCUCGUCGUCGAUUAAUCAACGGAGAAGCGAUACUAAUUAUUAAAGAUAUUUUUGGCCAUUAAAACAGAGUGGAUCCCUGUGACUCUUUGAUUGACUUAACCUUGCCCCUUAAGUUUCAGGUUUUUAUAGUGCCUUUUUAUUGGUUAGCCUGUGUGACAGCCGUUAAUUCCUGUGCGUGCAAGCCACUUCUUAAUUUUGGCGAGGGGAAAAAAUCAGCGGAGAGUGAGAGGGAAGGGAACAGAACCCCCCCCCCCCUUCCCUUAUCCCCACCCCCUCAUGUUUUUUGCGCUCACCUCACCUUUUAACAGCAAAAAGGAGAUGAAUGAGAGACAGGGCUUAGUCCUUUAAAAUCACCACAGGACAGCCACUCUGUCUAGGUAGCACAAGGACAACUUGACAAACCCCAUGCGCAUUGGUGUUGUAUUCUCAUAGGUUACGCCACACAUAUGGUUGGUAAAUGGCAUCUUGGUUUUUUUGAGUGGUCAUACACGCCGACCUACCGCGGUUUCGAGUCUUAUUAUGGUUUCUACACGGGCUGUGGAGAUCACUUCGAGCAUGAACGCCUCGGGAUUCUGGAUUUACGGGACGAUACCUCACCUGUGCGGGACAUGAACGGAACGUACUCAGCCAACCUCUUUACUAAGGUAAAAAAGAAAAAUUAAAAAAUGGAGAAAGUUUAUUGAUUUUUAGCAAAACGGAUUGCAUUAACUACAGAUUAACUCAAAAACGCGGAGCAGUGGGAUCUCUCACUACCUAUACCCUUGGAAACGUUUAAAUUUCUAGAACAGUUCUCUUGAUUUCAGAGAUACCAACCUUCAUAUAGUUACUACGUCUACAAUCCGGAUACCACUGAAAAGGGGACAUUUUGUCCUAUCUCUUUGGUGUCCGUGUGUCCGUAUUUAGGAGGUUUGAUUGUAUGAUUUUCUUUCUUUCCGAGCAAAACCGUUUGGUUCAUAAGGUCUCGUUCUCUCUUUACCUCUUCGCAGCACAAAGUCCUCUACUUCCUCGACUGUGCCAUUUCUCAAAACUGUGCGGAGGCUGGGGACUGGAGAUAGAAAGCGCGCCUGGGGCGCUUGAAAGAGGAAAGAAAAGUCGUGCCCUUUAUUCUCUUUCCAUUAACUCUCGCAUGUUUACAACUCUUUUUUGUCUGCUAGUAAAAGCCUCUGAAGUGGGGAAUAACGUUACGCCAUGAUAACAUUAAACCACUUUCAAGUAGUCUGUUCCAGGCGUUUAGAUAGGAGAGCGUGGCACGCAGUCAGACGGCGGGAAAAAUAAAAAUAACCCCUCCCUGUUUUCUCUGCUCACAUCUAGUCUUUGUGCGGUCCCCACACGAUCUGAACGCCUGAAACAUGCUAACUUUCCAGCAGAGCAAAACUAUUUUUAUCUCUUUUAUCAUCUAAAACACAGCAAGCACUGAAAGUUAUCAAGGAGCACAAUUCUUCAAGGCCUCUCUUCCUGUACUUGCCGUUUCAAAAUGUUCAUUUUCCUGUUCAAGCACCGCAAAAAUACAUCGACAAAUACAGCUUCAUCGAUAACAAAACACGGAGGACGUAUGCAGCCAUGCUGGAUAUUGUCGAUGAAGCUAUUGGUAACGUGACAAGGAGCUUAGAGAAAGCAGGGUAAUAUACAUUGAAUUCCUUUUACUUUCACUACAGUUCGCGGAGCGCCGGUUUGCCGCACCCCUCAAGCAGCGGUUUAAACCCCAAACAGAAGCCAGAACAGCCGAGGCCGACGUCUUAAUGAGAUUUAGCUACUAAGGUCGUACUGGUUGUGAUGUACUUUAAUUCAGUCCACACUGCUAAUUUAGAAAAGAAGCAGGUGACGUAGACUCUGGUUGUGUGGUAGAAAUCCUUUCCAUCGCAUAUCAUUGGAGUUUGCUUCGCAGCCCCUGACAUUACUUUAUUAUACUAAAACGAAACGCUAAUUGACUGAGACGGUUCAGUAUCACUAUAUGCUAUGUUUUAUAGCUCAUAGGUGCAAAGAUGUUCAAGUAUUUGUCAGUGACACUAGGGACUUUAAGAUCCAACGACGAGACGGCAACAAUAACGUCGCUUAAAAUGUGAAUUUCCGUUCUUUGAGUCUUUAUCGCAAUUAUUCCUUCCCACUUACUUUGUCAAAUGUAGGUGAUCCCUCCUGGAAUUGAAUUCUUAGGGACCAUAUCCAAGUUCAAAAAGAGAAAUUAAAUUACGUCGUUGCUUGUUUAUGUCCUCCAUAAAAAGCGAAAUUAGGCAUUUUCACGUCGUAGUCGUACAAAAACGCGUGAUGCAGGUGCAAAGUUGUUGUUUUGCUUAUAAAACCUAUUGUUUUUUACGUUCUCGUUGCCGUCCGCGUUGGAUCUUAAACUCCCUACUGACCCUCGUUGACGUAGCCUGCGAGCAAGCUCUCCCCACUUACAGCAAGGGAAACGAGCCGCGAGAAAACGCGCGAGGGAGCGGCGAAGCCACGAUGGGCCAUCAAACAUCCCCGCUCCUCGCACUCGCGUCUCCUUUCGCGAGCAGCUCUCGCGUGACUUCUUGCGACUCCCCCAUAUGGAGAGCUUGCUCGCAGGCUAUCGUCGAGGGUAUACUCUAAAUAUUUUUCAACAGACUUAGUGAGGUGCCAUGUAACUGAUAGGCACUGAACAAAUCACGAACGCGUGAAGUAAAAAAAUUAUCAAUUAUCCUUUCAACGCAGCCUUUGGGACAACACUUUGUUCAUCUUCACCACUGACAACGGAGGACUUCCUGAGUCAGGAGGUUACAACUGGCCUUUGCGCGGACAGAAGAAAACUCUCUGGGAGGGAGGAGUACGAGGGGUAGCAUUUGUCCAUGGGCCAAUGCUGAAGAGAACAGGCGUGAAAAGUAAAGAAUUGCUUCACUCUACGGACUGGUAUCCCACACUGAUCAACCUCGCAGGUAAGAAGAAGAGGGAGGGAGGGGGGGUACGAAGGGCUGGCUUUUGUACGCGGGUCGAUGCUUAAGAGAACAGGCGUCAAAGGCAAAGAAUUGCUUCACUCUACUGAUCGACUGUUAUCCCACACUAAUCAACCUAGGAAGUAAGAAGGAGUGGAAGGGAGGGAUGGGUCCGAGGGGGUGGCCCUCGUCUAUGGACCAGUGACUUGCAUAAAAAGCAAAGAUGGGAAGUAAUGCUUCACUCGACAGACUGGUAUCCUACACUGAUCAAUCGUGGUGGUACUUGAGCUUAAUCUUCAGUCCAAGUGCGGAAAGACGUAAUUUUUGUUAGCUUUUGCUUUGUUUUCACAUAAAAGGUAUUUUUUGGCUGAGUUUCCAGCAGGUUUUACAAGCGUAAGUUCACCUUUAACGGAAGUUACUCCUGAAAAACACAAAAAUAUAUCAUUGGAUUCCGGCACAGCAAACAGGAUACUAUCCUAAUAAGUAGGACAAAAACGUAGAUAUUGCAUUUCAAGCUUUGUCAUACAUAAGACGUAAUCAAGUACUUCAUUCUUUCAGGAGGAAAAGUCGAUGAUCAUCCUGUACCAGUAGACGGCUUUGAUGUAUGGGAGACAAUUUCUACAGGCAAGCCGUCUCCAAGAACUGAAAUUCUCCUGAACAUCGACUUAGCACCGAAGGAGAAGCGUUACCGAGGGAUGGAGUCUAUCGACCCCUAUUAUCAGGGCGCGGCAAUUCGUGUUGCAGAUAUGAAGCUAUUGGUGAGCUGUCCGAAUUCCACUUGGUUCAAGCCACCAGAACUUCAUAACAAAGAAACGGUUAGUAACUAAAGGUCUAUCACGCGGAAUAUUUUUUGAUGAACAAAAUCUCGAUUCCUUAGAGAAACCGGAUCCAUGAGUUCCCAAACACUGGUUGACCGCUCUUUCCACUUAGCGUUUGAGAGAAUUAUGAAGGUCAAGGUCAGUUACAAGGUACACAUGCGACAAGUAUCAUGCUAACGAAAGGAUCAGUGAUUUUGAGAGCGUACUUACUUUUAUGGUCACAAACAGAAAAAAAUGCUAUUCUCGUCAAAAAGUAAGGGGCCUCCGGGUGGUGGCUAGCCUGAGCCAUAGACCGAACUAACAGCGCCGAAAUCCUUGUUCUGAGCCCCAGCUGUUUACCAGGAUUUGAGUACGCCUUGCGCCAUGAUUGGCCUGUCAAAAAUGCCAUUAUCGAUUUGCCAAUCAGGUUGAAGGAGUAUACGAAACGUACUUCCGGCAAUUCGUUGAGUCCGCUGCUUCGCAGACGUUACUUACUGGGAUUAGAUUACGUCUGCGACGCAGGCUAGGUGGUGGUGUGAAGUUUUCGUUACCAUGCAUGCGCAGGAUAAAAGCAGUUGAAAACAUAAUCAGUAGCGGAUCCAGGGGAGUGGCCCCGGGGCCCCCCCCCCCCCCCCACUUAUUUUCUGACCAAACUGAGGCCCGAAGGGCAGAAAAAAAUUUUACGACCGCCCCCUCCCCCUUAUCUCAGGAUCUGGAUGACCACCCCCCACGCCCCCUUAUCUGGAGGUAUGGACCCGCCACUGAUAAUCUCCAACAAUUGAAACUUUCUGUUGUUUGGCUCUGAGGAAGGGACAUCUUACAACGGCAAGUAAUCCGUGUAUUGCUUUUUUUUCGUUUCUUCUAAUGUUGAAUAAAGACGAUUGUCUCUUUUUGUCAUUUUCAGAAUUCUCAUGCGAGAGGUUUAAUUGAAGUUGCUCUUUACAAUAUUACUGCUGAUCCUACGGAACACAAUGACUUAAGCCAAACGUUACCGGACGUCGUCCAAAAAUUGCAAGACAGACUGGAGUUUUACAAACAUAGCGCUGUACUCCCUCUGAACAAGCCUGCGGACAGUCAGGCUUGGGAUGUUGCGCGGAAGAAUGGUAUUUGGACGCCUUGGAGAAGCAAGGUGGAAGAGGAAGUCCAAUAA